Messenger RNA from Fusarium proliferatum ET1, 984 nucleotides. RefSeq lists its product as uncharacterized. The transcript has 2 exons. Bases 1 to 984 code for a protein of 327 amino acids. The record is from RefSeq and is a predicted model, not a curated record. Gene Ontology annotation, molecular function: 4-hydroxy-tetrahydrodipicolinate synthase activity. Lineage: Eukaryota; Fungi; Ascomycota; Sordariomycetes; Hypocreales; Nectriaceae.
AUGUCUGCUCCUCCGCCCAAGGGUAUCUACGUGCCCGUUCCCACGUUCUUCGCUUCUAAGAAGACUGCCAACUACAAUGCCAUUACCCCUCCCAUCGAUGUUGAAACACAGGUUGCUCAUUCUGUCUACCUGGCCAAGAAUGGAAUCAAGGGUCUAGUCGUCCUCGGUAGCACAGGCGAAGCUGUUCAUAUUCACCCUAGAGAUCGCCACGCCAUUCUCAGUGGUAUCAAGGCUGGUCUUGAGAAGGAGGGUUUCAAGGAUUAUCCCAUUAUUGCGGGCACAGCGACAAACAGCGUCGAAGAGACUGUUGAACAACUCAAGGAUGCUCAAAAAUCGGGUUCCCAAUGGGGACUGUGCCUCGUUCCUGGGUACAAUGCCGGUGCAGUUACACAGGAGGGUAUUAUCCAAUGGUUCACAGCAGUUGCUGACCAAAGUCCCAUUCCUGUCAUGAUCUACCAUUACCCCGGAGUCUCAAACAACGUCAAAGUUGCACCUUCGACAUAUGCCACGCUUGCAAAGCACUCCAACAUUGUCGGCUGCAAGCUCUCCCAUGGAGAUGUCUCGGUAGCCGCUCAGGUUGCUUCCAACCCAUCCAUCGAUCACACCCACUUCCACUGUUUUACAGGCCUCGGUCAACAGCUCCUACCUGUUAUCUCAGUUGGCUUUGCCGGCGCCAUUGAUGGCUCAGCGGGUUUCUUCCCCAAGUCACUGGUGCGACUUUUCGAGCUGUCGUCCAAGACACAGCCUACAGAUGCUGAGAUCCAGGAGCGAAGACUGCUGCAGUUCAAGGUUAGCUCAAUGGAGGAGCUUGUGGUCAAGUUUGGUACUGUGGGUAUCAAGGAUGCUAUUAGCAGGCUGAGAGGCUUUGGAGAUACAGACGGUACGAGGUUGCCGCUCGUCGGUGGUAUUCCUGGUGGUGAUGCUGAGUGGGCGAAGUGGAAGGGAGUCAUUGAUGCAGUUGAUGAGGUUGAGAAGUCGCUAUAA